Messenger RNA from Amblyraja radiata (thorny skate), 3512 nucleotides. It is a transcript of the gene cers1, whose product is annotated as ceramide synthase 1. The coding region runs from base 591 to 1673 and encodes 360 amino acids. Gene Ontology annotation, biological process: ceramide biosynthetic process. Gene Ontology annotation, cellular component: membrane. The record is from RefSeq and is a predicted model, not a curated record. NCBI's taxonomy places the organism in Eukaryota, Metazoa, Chordata, Chondrichthyes, Rajiformes, Rajidae. The transcript has 7 exons. Gene Ontology annotation, molecular function: sphingosine N-acyltransferase activity.
UUUUGAAUAUAAACGUGAGCAGCCUGUCAAAGCUCGACUUUUUCGCUCGCUGUGCGGAUGGGCGCUGCGGGGCCAGGCUGACGGUCAGAUCAGAGAAGUCGCUGGAUACAAACCCGACCCAGGGAGCGAGCGAGCGAGCGAGCAGGUGGAAUUGGCAAAGGAACAGCCAGGGCAGCGGGAGACUUGAGGGUGUCAGCAAAAAACAAAAAAAUCCGCUUACAUCCCCGCCGCUCGGCCGGGCACUCCCAUCGUUGCUAAAUAUUGAAUGAAGCGAGGGUUUCUCGGUCCUUGUUGAAGCAGACCAGGAUGUGAGCUCGGAUCAUCAUCGCCAUGCACAAAGACACCAGGACUUGAUUCAGGAGACAUGUAGCGCGGAGCUGCGAAAUUGCAACAUUCCCCCGAGACAAUUUGUAGCCAACAAGAAACAAGCAGGAGGCAGGGAAUCGGACACUUUCAGCCCGGUAUCUCCUUGUCUGGCUGUGUGUGUGUGUGUGUGUGUGUGUGUGUUUACAGUCAGUUAUAUCCCCCCCCCUCCCCUUCCCCUUCCCCUUGGCGUCCCUGGGAUUCAUCGCUAUUUCUGUGACUGCUGGAUGGAGCCGGGCGGUCGGAGGCAGACCAUCAGGAUGGUGGAGCCGAUGCCCAGUUACAGCGAGGUGCUGGUUAAAAGCUUCACCUGCAUGAACAACGCGAUCGCGGAGUGCAAGGACUGCGGCUUGGAGCUGUCUAAACGGACGCUGCUGGCAAACGCCUCUCUCUCGGCGACCGAGGGGCUCAUGUUCCUGCUCUGCGCUGCCGGGUGGACGCUGCUCCGGAAGGCUGCUUCUCGCCAUCUCUUUCAGCCGUUCGCCCAGUGGUGCGAUCUCCAACCCAGGGAUGCAGCCAAGAUGCCGGAGAGUAUGUGGAAGCUGAUGUUCUACACCGCCUCUUGGUCCUACACCUCCUACCUGCUCUUCUUCACAGACUAUCCUUUCUUCCACGACCCCCCGUCCGUGUUCUACGAGUGGAGACCAACAAAUGAGGUCCCGAAAGACAUGGCGAUUGCUUACCUGGUCCAGUGCAGCUUCUAUGGACAUGCCAUCUAUGCCACCAUCUAUAUGGAUGCCUGGAGAAAGGACUCUGUGGUGAUGUUGGUCCAUCAUGUGAUAACCCUGGCCCUUAUUGCCUUCUCCUAUGCCUUCAGGUACCACAACGUUGGAAUCCUGGUUCUCUUCCUACACGAUGUCAAUGACAUUUUGCUUGAAUUCACAAAACUCAAUGUUUACUUCAAGAACAGAGCUGGGGUCUACCACCGACUGAACGAUGUGGUUUCCAACAUCGGAUGCUGCUCCUUUGCAGUGAGCUGGUUCUGGUUUCGACUUUACUGGUUCCCCCUCAAAGUGCUGUACGCCACCUGUUACUCCAGCCUCCAGUCUGUUCCCAAUAUCCCUUUUUACUUUUUCUUCAACAUUCUGCUGCUUGCUCUCACUCUGAUGAAUAUAUAUUGGUUUCUGUACAUCCUGCUGCUGGUGCUGAAGGUCCUGACCGGCCGAGUGGCGGAGGUGAACGACGCGCGGGAGUACGACGUGGAGGACACCAGCAGGCCCGCGGAGGACAAGGAAUAUGACCACCCCAGGAACUCCGCCAAGGAUGGAUGGCACCAGAGGAACGGGAUCAUCAAGGAUAAAUGGUUAUAAUGCCGUGCCCAGACCAGUGGACAUUAUCAUCAUCACCUCGUUUACAAGGACUUCUGCAUCCGGAUUAGGAAAGGACGUCUGAUCCCCGCCUGUCCAGGAGUUUCUCGAUUGAGAUUGAAAACUGGGAGGGAGGGGUGCAGGUUUGGGAAAGCUCCGCUGAUUUUAAUCUCUGGGUUACCCUUGGCCUGUUUGCAAACAGUACUGUUCUCCCUUGCCUUCAUGCACCUGCAGUAUAACUACACUGAGCCAUUUCUCCAUGCGCUAGGUCUGAGCUCGCAAUGAUUCCCCGACCCAGACUUCCCUCAGUUGAAUCUGUCUGGAGUUUUGUCCUUGGGGAGGGAGGGGAGAGGGGGUUUCACUUAACGUUCCCCCUGCAAAGUCCCAGGGCCACCAAGGGGUCGGGAGGUCUCCCACUGCCUCCUUGCGUCACGCACCUCCUGCCGAGAUUGCUGGCUGAUACGACCCUGGAAAUCCCCCCCCUCCCCCCUCCCCCACCCCACCCUACCCUCCCUCUCCUGAGUAAAGGUUCCCCAUCAGAUUCAGAGCUCUUUGCAAGAGGUUUGCAACAUAAACCUGACAGGGUCUCAGUAGCUGUAUCUCAGUCCUUGCUGGACCUGUGUCCCAUCCAUUGUUACAAACUUCCAGUAAUCCGCGCAAAGCUCCGUGAAAUACUCACACACUCUGUGAGUAACAAGACGGUCCUUGCACAGUGGAACUCCUCUCUCAGCCUCCCCCCCUCCCCACCCCCCCUUCCUCCACCUAGCCCAGUUCCACAGUUGCCCACAUUGUUUCCCACAUUGAGAUCCCACCUCCCCUUGCCAACAAUGGGUUUACCAGGCGCUGCCCUGCCUGAGGUCAAUUGUGGCCGGACCAAGUCAGAUCCUGGGAAUUUUCCCACCUCCACUACUCACCACUGCCCCCCCCCCCCCCCCCCACCAAUCUCAGUCUGAAGAAGGUUCCCGACCCGAAACGCCUCCUAUCCUUUUUCUCCAGAGAUGCUGCCUGACCUGCCGAGUUACUCUCGCACUUUGUGUCUAUCCCUCCUGAUCUAGAUGGCCUCAGCUUGUGGCAGACACCCUUCAUGGGAAAUGGGAGGAGAAUUGAAAAGGGCCAUGGCAUCCACGUGUUAGAGGAAGGGGAAAUUUAUAUCCAAACACUUGCGCUCAGGUCCGCCUAGGCCUGCUGGAUCUCCCGGUUGAUAAAACAUUUUAACACCACAUCCCAUUCCCAUACGGAACCACUUCUAUAGGUCUUUGUGGUGGAGAGUUCCAUAGAGUCGUUCCUGCUGAGAGAAGGAAUCCCCUUUCAUCUCCGACUAAAUGAUGGCCUCUUAAUUUAAGAACUGGAAUGUGACUGAUCACCAGUCAUGGAUCUUGACUUUCUCCACCCCCUCCCUCUUCCCACCACCUUUAUCUCCAAGAUAUCUUGAAGUGGACUCCAGGAGCAAAAACAUCUACCCGAGGUAAAUUUACCGAAAAGGUACAUUAAACGGUAGAAUUUCUGCACAGUUAGAAUCCAGGCCAAGAAGCCCCACUAGAAGCUCCUCAACAGCAUUCAAUAUCUAGGCAGUCACUAGGAGACACGCAUGCACGUUAUUGACAAUAAUACUCAGGAAGGUGAACACAUUCGCUCUGAGGCAACAGUCCAGUUGAUGGUCAUUCCUCUUCUCCACGUCCCUCCAGUUAGUCUCACUUGCCACCAUCUCACCUAGAAUGGGCAUCAACCUCUGGCUGCGAUGACAUGCCACUCAUCGCUCGUGUGCCAACUGUGUUACCUGCUUCUGCAUGCCCCCCCCAUCUGCAACAGUAUGCUAUUAGGGCUUCAAUAAAUUGUUUUAAA